Messenger RNA from Populus euphratica (Euphrates poplar), 2256 nucleotides. Its product is annotated as TBCC domain-containing protein 1. The coding region runs from base 150 to 1895 and encodes 581 amino acids. The record is from RefSeq and is a predicted model, not a curated record. NCBI's taxonomy places the organism in Eukaryota, Viridiplantae, Streptophyta, Magnoliopsida, Malpighiales, Salicaceae. The transcript has 10 exons.
CCUCAUGCAUGUACCCGCACUGAACCGCAACCCUCACUCUCCUUCUUUCCCUCACAGGACCACCAUCCAUCGUUACUCAAAGAUCUCCAAACACACAGAAGGUACUAAUCUCUCUCUCUCUCUCUCUCUCUCUAACUCUCUUGAAAACCAUGACAACAGAGACAACGUCAACGCCCGACCCGAAUACAAAUCCUGCUCCUGCUCCUGCUCCAACUCCAACUCCAAACCCGAAUCCAAGCUCCCUAAUCCACCCACGCCGGGAGCCAUUCGAGCACGGACUCUUACCAAUCCCCAAACUAAUCUUCCCUGACCCGACCCCAACCCUAAUACAGCUCAAACAACAGCUCUCUACUCACAACCGAGUCAACUCUUCCUUACUCGCUGACUCUCUCCAGAUCUCCACCGACCACGCGAGGCUGAUUCUCGACACGCUCGCUUCGGUUCUGCACUCUGAUUCCGACCCGCUUGUAAAAGCCCGGUCCGAUGAGGUUGAUUCGGCUGGUGCCGAUUUGCGUGAUCUGAUAUUGUUUCUAUACAUUCAGUCUUACAAGAAAUUGUUGCCGAGAACGCAUAAAGAUGCCGCUUCUGUUGCUGAUGUUUGGCCGUCGACUUCAGCUUUUGAUGGUUACCUGUCGGCUUUAUCGCCGCUUCAGCUUGUGCGUAGCAACAACCGCCGGUUUAUGCCAUCGCAGGCAGAUGAAGAGGCUCAUCAGUUGUCCUACCUGCAAAAGCACAUGGCUAACAUUCUCUCUCUUUUGGCAGAGCCUGUGGAAGGAGAAGGGGAAGGGGAAGGAGAAGGAGAAGAGUCUCUGGUUUUGUCUAUGGAAGGAUUCGAGCACCUUGGAUUUCUUCUUCAAUUUGGUGACAAAGGAUCUGAAGUAGUUACCUUAAGCCAAGCUGCCCCAUUUUUUGCCAAUUCAGAUCCAGACAUGCCUGCCGUUCCUGCUCCUGCUACACAAGUCCAUGACUGGAUUUCACAGAAUAUAGCAUCUGCUUUGGAACAUAUUACUGAAAGAAUUUCUGCAAAAGAAAAUGGGCCAGCCAAUUCAUCUGAUUCUGAUGUAGCCAUGACUGAUGCCUGUACAAGUUCUAUCAAGACCCCACCUAGUGCUAGGGGUUCAUGUUUUAUCGAGGGGAUCUCCAAGUCAUCAUUUGUAAAGCAAGCAUCAGAUCUUAAAGGUUCUUCUUCUGUAAAGGUUCUGAAUUGCCAUGAUUCCAUCCUUUACAUCUUAGCACCUUUGAGAUAUGCUACCAUUUAUGGAUGCUCUGAUGCUACUAUAGUCCUUGGAGCUGUUGGCAAGGCUGUAAGGAUUGAACAUUGUGAGCGAGUUCAUGUUAUUACAGCAGCUAAACGAGUCUGCAUUGCCAAUUGUCGUGAAUGUGUGUUCUUUCUUGGGGUAAAUCAACGACCACUAAUUGUUGGUGAUAACCAUAAGCUACAGGUGGCACCGUAUAAUACAUUUUAUUCAGAGUUGGAGGAGCACAUGGCUGAUGCAGGCAUUGACGCAACCAUCAACAGAUGGGAUGAAACUUUGGCCUUGGGAGUGGUUGAUCCCCAUGAUUCAUUAUCCCACCCUGCUGGUGUCUCUGAUUUUCAAGCUGAACCAGCUGCGCGGGUAGACCCUGACCAAUUCACGAACUUUCUGAUUCCCAAUUGGUUUGGAGCUGAAUCUCCAGGGUCAACCAAAGACAAUCCAUUUCAAUUACCCGAGGCUUACAUGGCAUCUCAGCAGAGAAAUCAAAAGAAUUUGGCAGAGACAAAGAAAUUAUUGAGGGAAGCUCCUCUUGAAGAAAAUCAAAAGCGAGAAUUGUCAAGUGCACUCCACCUGUUAUUUAAAGACUGGUUAUAUGCUUCAGGAAAUGUCAGACAGCUUUACUGCCUACAAGGCGAUUGAUGUCAAAUGAUGGAUGAUUAUGUGGUGCCAUCGAGGAUGACUUCGGGUGCAAUCAAGGAUGGUUUUGGAAGCUUUUUCGUGUUGUUUCUGUUUCAAUGGUAUCGUAGACAGAGGCAGCAGAGAAUCAACCCUAUUUACUUUGAUAAUUCGGAGUGGACAUCUAUCCUUAUUUGGUAGUAGAUAGAGGUAUCAGAGAAUCAACCCUGUGCGCUUUGAUUCUUUGCAGUGGACAUUUAUCCGGUAACAUUGGUGCCUAAAAUGCGCUGUCUAUGCUAAUCUAAUUGUAAUAAUUUUUGGAAAGGAAAUUUGACUGUAAUAGUUGUUGAUUUAGGUUCACAAUCAUGCUUAGUUGGUUCUAAUA